Messenger RNA from Acanthopagrus latus (yellowfin seabream), 8249 nucleotides. It is a transcript of the gene ext1b, whose product is annotated as exostosin glycosyltransferase 1b. The record is from RefSeq and is a predicted model, not a curated record. The transcript is spliced from 11 exons. Gene Ontology annotation, molecular function: glycosyltransferase activity. Bases 1227 to 3449 code for a protein of 740 amino acids. Lineage: Eukaryota; Metazoa; Chordata; Actinopteri; Spariformes; Sparidae. Gene Ontology annotation, cellular component: membrane.
UAAUUUGCACAUGCGGAGGACUCCGGUUAUGAAUGGGUGCAUUCCCCCGAAGUCCCGCCUCUUCCGCUCCCGCACGCGGACCAAUCAGCGGCGCCGAUGCGCAUCGGUGGGACGUCACGUCAGCUGCCGUCGUGUCGGGAUUGGAAUGUUACCGACUAACAAUCGGAACAACUGAGCAGUCGGUAAUUGGACACUCGGAUCAAGGAAUCCCGUCUUUCUGAACAUUUUCUCAGCUACGUACCGGGCGGCGAGGUGAGCUGCUCGUCCGCCUCGUGUCGACCGGAGAACUUCGCCCGCUGCGGGGCUCCCGCCGACCGGGCUGUGAUUCUAUAUCGGCGCGUACGAGAGAGAGAGAGGGGGAAUGAAGGGAGGUUGUGAUAAAUAAGAAGAGAAAUGCAGGGAUUCGUCAGGUUACAGUUGCACCGCUGAGCCCGAGCUGCUCCUGCGCUACGACGCUUCCCCGGGCUGCUUCUUUUUAUUUUUAAUUUUUUUUAUUUUCUCCGGCUUCUGCUCACACGGGACCAUGGAGGGAUAGAAAAGACACGGGGAAUAAGACGCAUUCAGCCGGCGGCGCUUCUUCUUCUUCUUUUUUUUUUUUUUUCUUCUUUUUUGGAUUCCGAGCGGCGGCCACACCGACGGGGCUUCUCCUCUCCUGGUCGAUGUGUUGCCGAGUUGAACAUCCAUAAAAACCGGGGCAUACCUUUCCGUCUGGGAGAGCCUCGGGGACCCCUGCCGCUGUUCAGCCGGGGGGGAGAGAGAGUUCCCAGACGGCUGUCGGACAGUUUUUUUUUCUUCUUCUUCUUUUCUUCUUUUACCAUUUGAAUAGCCCCAUGCAGCCAGUCUGAAUGAGGCUGUGGAGACGCGCAGAAGAAGAAGAAGAAGAAGAGGAAGAAGAAGAAGAGGGAGUAGAAGGAGAAGAGAGUCGCUGCAUGUGAUUUGUGUCCAAGAAGAAGAAGAAGAAGAAAGAAGGUCCGGCCAGCACACGGAUCUGUAAGCGAUAUGGUGAAACAAGUCCACAGAAGAGGGAGAACGGGACACUACUUGUAAAAUCGCCCACAUGCACUGGAUCACUUGCUGGAUUUGGGAACCGAAUACGCAGAAGGGGGGUUGGGGAUCCUUGGAGGCUGCCGGAGGAUGGAGCGGUGUAGCCGGGGUUGGUGAGAGCCUGACUUCGGGCCACUUUACAUUUCUUCUUCCCAAACAACGCGCCCCCGCUCCCCGGACACAUGCAGGCCAAAAAACGCUACCUGAUCCUGCUCUCCGCCGGUGCGUGCCUGGUGCUUCUCUUCUACCUCGGAGGGGUGCAACUUCCAGCGGCGAGCAGGAGCCGGCAUGACCGCAGCCGGAACGGGUACCGGCCCGACCAGCCCUGGCCCCACUUCUCGGACCCGUUACACCUCUUCCUGCCGUGGGACGAGACGGACACCGAGGAGUACAACCUGCACAUCUCUCCGAGGCAGAAGAGGGACGUCAACACGAGUGUUUACAAAGGCAAGCGGUGCCGCAUGGACUCCUGCUUCGACUUCUCCCUGUGCCACAGGAACGGAUUCAAAGUUUACGUGUACCCGCAGCAGAAGGGGGAGAAGAUCUCGGAGAGCUACCAGAAUAUUUUAUCGACCAUCGAGGGCUCCAGGUUUUACACCUCGGACCCCGGACAGGCAUGUCUGUUCGUCCUGAGCUUGGACACCCUGGACCGGGACCAGCUGUCCCCGCAGUACGUCCACAACCUGAAGACCAAGGUCCAGAACCUGCCCCUGUGGAACGACGGCAGGAACCACCUCAUAUUUAACUUGUACUCGGGGACGUGGCCGGACUACACGGAAGACCUGGGCUUCGACAUCGGCCAGGCCAUGUUGGCCAAAGCCAGCAUCAGCACCGAGAACUUCAGGCGCAACUUCGACGUGUCCAUCCCGCUGUUCUCCAAGGAGCACCCGCGGACCGGCGGGGAGAGGGGCUACCUCAAGUACAACUCCAUCCCGCCGUUCCGCAAGUACAUGCUGGUGUUCAAGGGGAAGCGCUACCUGACGGGUAUCGGCUCGGACACCAGGAAUGCCUUACACCACGUCCACAACGCGGAGGACGUGGUGCUGCUCACCACCUGCAAGCACGGCAAGGACUGGCAGAAGCACAAGGACGCGCGCUGUGACAAGGACAACGCGGAGUAUGACAAGUACGACUACAAGGAGAUGCUCCACAACUCCACCUUCUGUUUGGUGCCCCGCGGCAGGCGACUGGGCUCCUUUCGCUUCCUCGAGGCGCUGCAGGCUGCGUGUGUGCCGGUGAUGCUGAGUAACGGCUGGGAGCUGCCCUUCUCCGAGAUCAUCGACUGGAACACGGCGGCGGUCAUCGGCGACGAGAGGCUCCUGCUGCAGAUCCCGACCACCGUCCGCUCCAUCCACCAGGAUAAGAUCCUGUCCCUCAGACAGCAGACUCAGUUCCUGUGGGAGGCCUACUUCUCGUCUGUGGAAAAGAUAGUGCUGACCACACUGGAGAUCAUCCAGGACCGAGUGUUGGAGCACGGCUCCAGGAGCAGCCUGAUGUGGAACAGUCACCCCGGGGGACUCUUCGCCCUGCCACAGUACUCUGGAUACCUGGGAGACUUCCCCUUCUACUACGCUACACUGGGUAUUAAGCCGUACCCGAAGUUCACAGCGGUCAUCCACGCCGUCUCCCCUCUGGUGUCCCAGUCUCAGCCCAUACUGAAGCUCCUGUUGGCUGUGGCCAAGUCCCAGUACUGUGCACAGAUCAUCGUCCUGUGGAACUGCGACAAGCCUCUUCCUGCUAAACACCGCUGGCCCGCCACCUCCGUGCCCGUCAUCGUCAUCGAGGGGGAGAAUAAGGUGAUGAGCAGCCGUUUCCUGCCCUACGAGACCAUCGUGACCGACGCUGUCCUCAGCCUGGAUGAAGACACAGUGCUGUCCACCACAGAGGUGGAUUUUGCCUUCACCGUCUGGCAGAGUUUUCCAGAGCGAAUCGUGGGGUACCCGGCUCGCAGCCACUUCUGGGACAGCAACAAGGAGCGCUGGGGCUACACAUCCAAAUGGACCAACGAUUACUCGAUGGUGCUGACCGGGGCCGCCAUCUACCACAGGUACUACCACCACCUGUACACCAACUACUUACCCACGAGUCUGAAGAGCAUGGUGGACCAGCUGGCCAACUGCGAGGACAUCCUGAUGAACUUCCUGGUCUCUGCCGUCACCAAGCUGCCGCCCAUCAAGGUCACACAGAAGAAACAGUACAAGGAGACCAUGAUGGGACAGUCUUCGAGGGCUUCUCGCUGGGCCGAUCCGGACCACUUCGCCCAGCGGCAAACCUGCAUGAACAAGUUCGCCAGCUGGUUUGGCGCCAUGCCGCUGGUCCACUCCCAGAUGAGACUGGACCCCGUCCUCUUCAAGGACCAGGUCUCCAUCCUCCGCAAGAAAUACAGGGACAUCGAGAGGCUCUGACAGGACCGGCGCCCCCUCGGGGGAGACCCCACGCAGGGGGAGGCGCGUGAGAGAGACUCAGUGGAGAGCAGAAGGAGUAGUGGGCCUACAGCAGGAUGGACGGGGAGCGACACAGCUCUGUCUUCCACUCAGCACAUUGCCAAUGACCACAGCGCCACUGCUGCCAGGACUUGACGCGGAAAGGGAUGAAUAGGAAACAAGCAGAUGGCGUUUGGAUAGGAAAAAAAAAAAAAAAAAAACAUACAAACAGAAACCGCAAACACAGACAGGACAAAGAGGAGUACACAAACUGACGGACACGCCAAACAGUUCUGUAUGUUUUGCAAAUGUGCAAACACGCAGCACACACUACUGACGACGAGAACUCUUGGAUAGAAUAUUUUUUUGUACAACACGAACAAGGAGCGUCAUUGACUUUUCCUGCUCUCUCGGCACACGUGCAGGACGGUAGAAGAGGGAAGGUGUCCGCGAUCGCAAAAACAAAAAACAAAAAAAAAAACCUGGCAACCCCACCCACCGUUAUCCUACCGGCCCUCCCCAGUCUGCAUCAGGACACAACACUGGACUCACUACCAACUCCUGCUUUUACAGCCCAGGAAAACCCUGUUGUUUAGUUGAUUUGAUUUCUGUACAAAUCAGCACUCUGGUAUCACUGUUGACUCCUCUCUGAAAGGUUUGACAUCAGAGCGUCUUCAGUUUAAUAUUUCCCCGAAAAAAAAGGUUGUAAGAGCGGAGUCCAGCCGGUUAUUACAGCGGCCUGACAUGGUUUUUUAUAGCAAAGCAGCCAUUAUUAUCCUGAAAAAUUCUCCGUUAUCGACACACAUCCUUGAGCCUGAAAAAUCCCGCCUGCCCUAUCCUUGGCUCGUCCCUUGAUGUGCUGAUGCGGCUUUUAUAAUGGUCUAUCUGCUUCCCUGUUAUCACGGAGAUAAGUUAGAAAAACAUUGCGUUUCAUAUCCCAUUUUCCUCUCAUACUCUCCAAGCCAGUUGUACUUUCCUCAUCUUUUUUUCCACUUUCAUCAUCUUUUUAUUUCCCCCCUUCAAACACUCUGUACUUUCACAUCUGUGUGUGUGUGUUGUGUGUGUGCAGAGCCUUGAAAAGUUGGCUCAUCCAACCAUAAGCUCGAGCGGAGUACAUUUUCCCUCCGUUGGAAUGAGCGAAAUGAACAUUUCUGGAUGAAAUGGAGCAGAACGUUGCAUUCUAACCCAAACUCGUUUCGCCCAUUUAUUUCUCUCCCUGCGCGGCCUCGGAGCGGCAUCCUUACAGGGAGGAAUGGAAUAAGAUUUCAGACCGUAGCAGGUCUUUAGUGACCAGCGUCAUUUCACAGGAGUGCUUGUAGAGAGAUUUUUUAUUUUUUUUAACACUGAGCACAUCGGUGCCAUUCUGAACAUCAUCAGGGUCUGCCUUUUAAAAUUGUUUAUUGCACAUCACGUUGCCUACAUCCGUUUGAGAAGCCUAGACGCUCUCGUGUUGAAAUAUUCUCAUCGUGUGGCUCUGCCACCAUUUCUUUUGCCCCCCCUCACCCUCACCCUCACCCUCACCCUCACCCUCCCGUGACAUAUCAGAGGACCUCACAGCCAUUAAAUUGACAAAAGGUUUGCCGGGCAGAGAUGCGUUUGGGCUUCAAUUAGGUAUUUAUGUCAAGUGCUGUUUCACUCCCAUGGGGACACGCUGUUGAUGAAACACUCGAACAUUAUGGACAAUUUUGUUGUGAAAGCAGUGACCCACACGCAUGACCUGCUGGCUAAUGCUAGCCUCGGGAGGACAGCCUUUUCUUUUUUUCUUUUUUUUUUUUUUUUGCUCUCUCCCCCUCCAUGUCCGUUACCAUUACAGCUGCGCACAUCGCAUCACACCCAGCCUGACAUUUUUGCACCUUAAAUUACCUGAUUGGUAUUCGACAAACCAGAUCAAAACGCUACAGUAACUAGCUCUCUCACCCUAGAACGAUCAUUUCAAAGAGAAAACAGCUGUCUGGCGGCAGAGCUGCAAUCCACUCUCACAUAUUUUUUUUUUUGCUCGCCAACACUUGAAUGAAAGCUUUUAGUGGCCUUUCUGUCAGGCAGCAUAAUGUCUCAGCCAAAGCUUGUUCAGUGUGUGUUAAUCAGUAGCUGUCGUCGAUAUCAAUCACGCACGCAAUUACUGUUUUUACUUUGAGGGUUUUGUCAUUGAUUUCAUUUUGUUUCUAGCUUAUGUAAAAUGUAUUGUGAAGCCUUUACAGUGUCGACAAAUGUGUCACAUUCAAAUGCAACCACAGCAUAUCAUGUAUCAUAUCACAACCAGCAGGAGUAUCAUGUUUCUUUUUCCUCAUGUCAUUGUUUUGAAAUAUCAUGUUUGUAUUUACGUUCUGGGACUUUCUGUUUGCCAGGAGAGAUUUGUGAUUUCUACAGUACGUUACUCCUGACUCAGUUCUGCAUCUGGUCCCUAUUUCACAGUCAGAGAACCAUAUUGAGGCUGUUCGUUUUUGGGGUUUUUGCGUCCACUGUGAGUGAUCUGAUCAGAAGUGGACAUCUUUGAGCCCGUCAGUUCACACCUGGCAUUAAAUGCGUCUUGAGUGAUCACAACUCACUUCCCCGCUCUUUAUGCAAAUAUACACCUACACCUUCCUUCACUGGAAUAAACAAAUGUGUUUUCUCCACAAAGAAACAAUUAUCUUAAUGAAUAACGUUUGCCCAAUUAACAAGUAAGCCAAACUAGUUCCGAAUUUACUUCACAAAGUUGAUAAAGUUUCACAUAACACAACAGAUCUAAAAUUGAGCGUUUUUUAAAGGGAGUUUGGUUACUCUCUCCACGGACAACAAAGAAGUAUAAUUUAUGAGUUACUGUUUAUUGUAUUGUUAUUAUUAUUGUAAAUUCUGACACAUUUACCAUCAGUAUGUAUUUCAAUAAAGGCAUAGAUGGUGAAAUGAAGAAGGUAGGACACACUUGAGACAGAACACCAGCUGCUACAGCGGUGACACGACAAGCUGACAAGGAAAGAAGUAUCUUAAUGUGUUGUACUUAAUGCCAAAUUUACCAGCAGGCACCAAUGACUAAGCAUUUGUCUUUUUUUUUUUUUUUAAAGUUUCUCCUUAUGCAACAACUCUUAAAAUCACGUAAUUUCUAAGGGAGUCGGGGACACCGAGGUUCAUAGUUUAAUAGUUAGUCCAAACAGACGGUGCAAUCUGCUGCGAACACUGGCAGGAGUUAUCGGAUCUAAAAACACGUACUCUAUCUUCACAUGUAUGUAUCUUCACACCUGUGCUCAGAUUUUCCCACUUGUGAUCAGAUCACCCAGGACGGACGUCGGUACCAAAUGUGAACAAGCCUCAUUGUUUGAAUCCACACCAUGCCUUUUUUAAUGUCCGAUCAUUUGAACCACUGUUGUCGAUCAUCUCAGAAAGAAGCACCCCCCCCCCAGCUUUGCAGAUAUUUAACCCACCCUCCCGAAAAAACCCACCACCACCAUUCAUUUCAGAUCCCCACGACUCUCAGCACUGUACAUAGGCAUAUAUUUAUUUUUUGAAAACAAAGGAAAAAAAAGAAGACCGUGUACGAUUUGAGAUGACGUGGCGAGAACACGAGACUGAUCCCGCAUUGCUGAGGGGAGUUAAUGGUAUUUAUUCAGUUUAUUUUCUUCACGCUGUGCACAUUAAUCCACAAAGAUGCCAAUAAUGCAGCUCAUAUUAUGUUCCGCUCUGCAUUGGUUUUUCCAGGGACACGUACAUAUAUCACGCUCCGUCUCGUACACAACUCCCCAAGAGAGAUAUAACGUUCUCAGAGAGGCAGAGUUUUAAAAAAGAUUGCAUACGCCAGCGAUCGAGAAUUGGAUUGGGCCGCACCAUCUUGGCUCUCUGCGGGAGUCAAAUUGCAAAGUCCCAAUAAAGACUACGCCAACUGAAACACGGAAAAUAAUAAGCAGCUGGGUCCCCUGUAGCAGAUGGAAACAUUUUCAGAUUCUGCUGUUACAUCUUUCCCCCCACAUGCAUUACAAUAAUGGGUCUGAGGCUGCGACACAGUCAAGUUUAAAAUUGACGAUUUCAAAGCUCGAAUUCAGGUCAGAUAACUUGGCGACAGGAACCGCUCCGUCUUUCAGUUGGCGUGCCACACAGGGGCAUCGAGUCUUGGAGCUCGGUCGAGAGUGUGAUGGAUGUGAUUUAGGCCACUGGGAAAAACCUCUGCAAGAAAAAAACAAAAACCGCCUCUCUCUCAUUUGAUCAGGGGGAACGUUAUGCAAGGUACCAUUGAGUGUGCUUCGAAACAGAUGGAGGAAGGUUUAUUGAAAAUGUGCCGUUUGUUUAGGGUGGCGUGUGUGUGUGUAGACGUGCGUGUGUGUGUGUGUGCUGGCAACCAGUCUGUUCUUGAUUUGUGCCUUUUUUUAAAAUCAACAUGCGAGCUCUGGACACGCCGAGCACUGUCGUUCCCAGACUUUGUUGUUUCCAGUCAACGGGGCGGCGAUAGCAGCGCGAGCAGGGUCCUCAGCAGCCCUGCCUUCAUACACUGGAUGAGUCACAGCUUCCAUUCUGUUAUUACGACGCCCCGUUCUCAUCUUUUGUGUUCGGACACCGUUGCCAAGGCGACAACGUAUGACCACUUCCUGUUUUGGGAUUUUAUUUAUCAGCGAUUGGCUCUAUCACGUCACCAAUCGGCAGCGAUAAUCUGUUGAUCUGAAAGGACUCGGUCGAGCCCAGCUGUCCCGAUGCCUUCUCCUCCCUCCUACCUUGUAAUUAACAGAAGACUUUUAUAGAGGUCACAAAUGAAAUAGAUAAAUGCCAAUUUUGUAAGAAUGAUUUAUAAAAAAAAAAUAAACUCAUAUUUGAUGAUAA